GCGGCCCCCUGAGACGGGACAGCAGACCCUCGCAGCUGCCUCUUUGGGGUGUUGGGAGGGCUCAGGAGUCAGAGCAGACAAUGUCCUGUGUGUGAGCCGGGCCCCCGUGAGCGUGACCCGAGCUGGCUGGCUGAUCACGCGGCUCUUUGGACCUCCACCCCCGUUCUGCGCACCCCUGUCUGUGAGGCUGGACAGCAGCCCCUCUACUCACACUUCCCAAAGUCAGAGUUCAGUGUCUCAGUUUCGUGCAUACUUCUGGUCCCCGGACAUUGGAUUGGAAAUUGGACUAAAAAAGGAAAUUAUGCUCCCUUUGCCGGAAAACGUCUUCCUGCUGCACUGGAGAAGAAGAUGGCCGGCAGGCAAGGUCGGGAGGAGCUCAUCAAGAAGGGUCUCCUGGAGAUGAUGGAGCGGGAUGCUGAGAGCAAAGUGUGCAAUCCUGACGGGGGCCCCCGAGCGGCACAGAGCGAACCGUCCACCCCCAAGCAGGAGAUGCUGACUUCAGAAGAAGCCCAGCCAGGAAGCCCUUUGGCCACCGGGACAGACCAGCCUUCCCUGGACGCACCACUGCCCUCGGACUCCCAUUCUGACGAUGCAGCCAAGAUGCCGUCAGCAUCCAGAGGUGAAGAAGCAGACGCCUCCGGCAGCCUCCCGCCUACCGCGGAUGAACCCUCUCAAGCCUUAGCCGGGUCUGACUCCCUGGACAGCCCUCCCAGACCCCUGGAGAGAUCCGUGGGCCAGCUCCCCAGCCCCCCACUGUUGCCCACACCACCACCCAAGGCAGGCUGCAAAACCACGAAAAAUGUCACAGGCCAGCCUGCACUCUUCCAAGGCUCUGGAGGGAAAAACACUGACCCCCCCCUCCGAGGACAGCUUUCCACGCCCACGGGGUCUCCACAUCUUGCCACUGUCCACCGGCCACUGCCCCCCAGCCGCGUCAUUGAGGAGCUGCACAGGGCGCUGGCCACCAAGCAUCGCCAGGACAGUUUUCCAGGACGGGACAGUAAAGCGUCCCCGAAGAAGCGGGUGGACGUCCGCCUGUCGAGAACGGCCAGCAUGGAGCGGGGCAAGGAGAGGGAGGAGGCUUGGAGCUUUGACGGCGUCUCGGAGAGCAAGCGGACGGCAGCCAAGGGCUCGGAGGAGAACAAGGAGAACUUGAUCGUGAAUUCCGAACUCAAGGACGACCUGCUGGUGUAUCAGGAUGAAGAGGCUCUGAACGACUCCAUCAUCUCUGGAACACUGCCGAGAAAAUGCAAGAAGGAGCUCUUGGCGGUGAAGCUACGGAAUCGGCCCAGCAAGCAGGAAUUGGAAGACCGGAACAUUUUCCCCAGGAGGACUGACGAAGAGAGACAGGAAAUCCGGCAGCAGAUUGAGAUGAAACUCUCCAAACGGCUGAGCCAAAGACCUGCCGUGGAGGAACUGGAGAGAAGAAAUAUCUUGAAACAAAGGAACGAUCAGACAGAGCAGGAAGAAAGAAGAGAAAUCAAGCAGAGAUUGACAAGAAAGCUUAAUCAGAGACCCACAGUUGACGAGCUAAGAGACCGAAAGAUUCUGAUACGGUUCAGUGACUAUGUGGAGGUGGCGAAAGCUCAGGAUUACGACAGACGGGCAGACAAGCCGUGGACACGACUGUCAGCGGCCGACAAGGCAGCCAUUCGCAAAGAGCUCAAUGAAUACAAAAGUAACGAGAUGGAGGUCCAUGCAUCAAGCAAGCAUUUGACAAGAUUCCACAGGCCAUAGAGAUUUUCUUCUGAGAAGAAUUUUUCUUUAAUUUUUGAUACCAACACUGAACAUUCGUCAGGGAACUUUCCUGAAGUUCAGCUCCAGACCCCCUGCUGUGUCAGCGCCAGGAGCAGGAUCACGCGGGCAGGUGGUCUGGGCUGUGCUCACCUGUACGAGGAGAAACCAGGGGACGGCCUUCACUCUCUGGUGUCUGAGGGGUAGGAACUGUCGGACCAGUUAGGACCCAGAGUCGCUCUCCCAGAAGAAAACUGUCCUUUGCCUUUGAACCUUGUUUCGCAGCCCUGCGGUGAGACGGAGGGCGGGCGACGGGCAGGCGCCGGCACCCCUCCGGGCCCCCGACACGGGACGUGCGGCACAGUGACGUUCAGUAUUCUGUUGGAAAGACAUUUUUAUUCUGAUCACAGUUAAUUUGAGAACUCUUUAAGUUCACGUUAUACAAAAUUAUUUACUGUAUUAUACUUUUCUUUUUUUAUAUAAUGUCUAACAAAAAAAAUACAGCUGCAACAUUUUGAUUCCUGUUAAUUUUGUUCUUUAAUUAAAUGACUACUUAUUGCAGGCAAUGAACCUGGGUUUUACGUUUCCUUGGAGGUGGGAUGAGAGCGGUGUGUUAGAUCGGAGAUCUGUGAUAUAAGUCCAGUUUUCUUACUUUUGAGCCAUCAAAUCCAAACACGCAAAAGAGAAUUCCAACUUUGUGUGCUUUUGUUUUGUAAAUUCUGGUAGCGUCUGUGGUUUGUGCCUUGGGAAAUCGAAUUAUCUUUGUCAAGUUAAUUUGAGUUUACGUAUCGUAGAGAAAUGACCCUGGAAGUAAGUACCAGCUCGGCGGGAAAAUUCUACCACGAUGAAGAUGAGAUGAAGAUGAGGCCCUCUUUAAGGGUAUCUUCAGGUUUGCAUUUGUAAACACUGUUGCAAACCGUUAGAAGAGACAAAGGUUGAGAUGGAGUGGAGAUUAUAAAGAGGAAAGUUACCCCAGCACAAAGGUAAAAAGGAAUGUUGGCACCAGGGGGGGAAAUAAAUACAAAUUAACGUUCCCCGAAAGGUAGUUUUACUUGGCCUUUGGAGAAGUGUCCUCACAGAAGAGAGCCCGCCUGCCCACCCGAGAGCCUCCGGAGACAUGGGGAGGCGGGAAGCCCAGGGCUCGGAGCACGCCUUGAGAAGCCUGCAGACCCUGUGGCUUAAAUCCCAGCUCUGCGCUGUGCACCAAGAUUCCGACUUUCUCUCUAGGAAGAUCCUCGCUCUCUCUGUCUCUCUCUCUCCCUCUCUCUCAACACAUGGCUGUAAUUUCUAAAUGCGGGAACAGCACCCGACACGUUGUAUGCAUCCGGUGAAUGUUACCUGCUGGUGGGCCCGCCAGGGAGCCCCGGAGCAGGAGCGUGUCCCCUAUGACUUCCUCCUGCACACACGGCCUCACUGCUUCCCAC
Messenger RNA from Prionailurus viverrinus (fishing cat), 3158 nucleotides. RefSeq names its product phosphatase and actin regulator 3 (gene PHACTR3). The coding region runs from base 349 to 1737 and encodes 462 amino acids. Gene Ontology annotation, molecular function: actin binding. The record is from RefSeq and is a predicted model, not a curated record. Gene Ontology annotation, biological process: actin cytoskeleton organization. The transcript is spliced from 12 exons. NCBI's taxonomy places the organism in Eukaryota, Metazoa, Chordata, Mammalia, Carnivora, Felidae.